AUCUUAUCUAUCUCUUUCCUUCUUCUUUUUUUCUUUUUUCUCUCUCUCUCUCUCUCUCUCAGAAUAAAAUUUUCUAUAUAUGAAGGACAUUUAGUUUACUGUCGUGAUACAUAACCCGGUUUUAAAGAAAGGAGUUGAGUGAGAAUAAUAAAAGCUCUUCCUUUAAGCUUCCAACUUAUUCUUUCAUCUUGUGGUUUUUGUUACUUUGUUGCAGAUCGAAGCUAUUGAUUCUCUUUCCCUUUAUCUUAUCUUCGUUGCUCUAAGUUUUGAUUUAAUUCUUUUGCUUGAAAGACAUGUCGACCUGCACCAACCUUGCGCCUGAGCAACUUUGCUAUAUCCCUUGCAACUUCUGCAACAUAGUUCUCGCGGUAAGCGUUCCAUGCAGCAGCCUAUUCGAUAUUGUGACAGUCCGGUGUGGGCACUGCACCAACCUAUGGUCGGUGAACAUGGCGGCUGCAUUUCAGUCACUGUCAUGGCAAGAUGUUCAGGUGGGAGCCAGUUAUGCAACACAAGAUUACAGGACCGAUCUGGGCUCCUCUUCCAAAUGCAACACCAAGUUCUCAAUGCGAGCUCCUUCCAAAAAUGCUACUGAGGAAAGGGUAGUUAACCGACCUCCCGAGAAGAGGCAGCGAGUGCCUUCUGCAUACAACCAGUUCAUAAAAGAGGAGAUCCAAAGGAUCAAGGCCAACAAUCCUGAUAUCAGCCACAGGGAAGCAUUCAGCACUGCUGCUAAGAAUUGGGCGCACUUCCCUCAUAUUCAUUUUGGGCUCAUGCUGGAAAACCAAAAAUCAAACUAAGAUGGAUGAUUCAUGGCAAGGAGUCUGACGAACAAAGUACCCUAAUUCCCAGUUAAAGCUAUGGUUUGGACAUGUGUGGUUUUAAGGCAUGAAUUUAUAUCCUUUUAUGUUAUUAAUUUACUCCAACUCAGUUAUGUUCUCAUCCUCAUAAACUGAACCUAUACUAAUAAUAAAUUCCACUUAAGAAUAAAUAUAUUCUUUGUGAAAA
Gossypium raimondii (Peruvian cotton) is the source of this 1005-nucleotide messenger RNA. RefSeq names its product axial regulator YABBY 5. Bases 294 to 797 code for a protein of 167 amino acids. Lineage: Eukaryota; Viridiplantae; Streptophyta; Magnoliopsida; Malvales; Malvaceae. Gene Ontology annotation, cellular component: nucleus. Gene Ontology annotation, biological process: multicellular organism development; cell fate commitment; abaxial cell fate specification. The transcript is spliced from 7 exons. The record is from RefSeq and is a predicted model, not a curated record.